Molecule: messenger RNA, 1127 nt
Organism: Monomorium pharaonis (pharaoh ant)
Lineage: Eukaryota; Metazoa; Arthropoda; Insecta; Hymenoptera; Formicidae
Exons: 1
Coding region: 22-828 (268 amino acids)
Source: RefSeq, a predicted model, not a curated record
GAUCGUAUAUAAAUCACGAGGAUGACGACGAUGCGGACGCUAUUUUUCCUCGGUGUGGCGUUUACUGCAUUCGCCGAGAUUCGCGCUGUUCCGGCGAGAUACGAUCAACGGCAGACUGGCGAUUUCAACUUAGCCGCCAAGCUGGAGAAUCUCCUCUUCGUCGUGGUCUUCCCUAGUAAUACUGACAAAUUCGGUGACUUGGCAUCGACCGCUCUCGAAGCUGCGGCACUAUUAGGUCGAUCAAAGGAAGGAUCGAUCAAAUCCGAUGAAGCAGUUCGCCAAGAAGAGCCUUAUUCCGUGGAAAUUAUAAGUGUAAAUCAUCUGGACAAAGAGAAUUCGGUGCGAAAAGUGGAGGGAAAUGUGGAAACGUCAAACGUCUCGGAUCAGCGGUCGACGUUCGUCGAAAAUAAGAAAGCCGAGAAAGCUGAAAGAAUCGCGAGAAAUGUAAAGAACUUCGACUUCCCGAAGAGUCGCGAGGCUUUGCCGAUUGUCCCGGGAUACUUCGUGAACGUGAGGAAGACCUCCGGACCCAAGACGGGAAAUGACGGCCGAGCCUGGACCGUGGUUGAGAACGCUUGGUAUCCAGACGACGAAGCGGAACAAUUGGGAAUGCCGUUGAGGAAGCAGCUGCCUCAAGAAAGAAAAAAGAACAUCGCGAGUCUACCCUCAUCGAGCGCUGACAAGAACGACGUAUCUCCCUCAUUUGCUGAGGAAAAACACGAUGAACUGAUACUGCUGGGCGGCGGCAUCGAGAACUGCGGUCCAGGAGGACGUCGUGAUGCGUCCGGCAUUUGUCAGUUUGACGGAUCGACCACUUCAGCCGUUUAGCUUUAAAUCCCCAUGGCUGUAGUUCUUAAACAUCAAAAUAUAUUAGUUAUCAUCAUGCGAUUAUUUUUUAUUUUUAGCUUAAAUCUUACAUCUCAGAUACAUUACCUUUACUGAUCAAAAAGCAUUUUUUUUGUUUAUUAAUUUCAUGCCAGAUUAAAAGAGGAGUAAUUAUUUGGUUAAAUUAGCUUAAAAUGCGUUGAGUGCGAGAUGAUUAUCGUUUUAUACAAAGUGUACGUGUGCGAAGAUUUAUACUGCAUGUAUCUAUUAAACUACUUGAUCAAUAAAAUACUUGAACAAUA